Messenger RNA from Lepus europaeus (European hare), 1378 nucleotides. It is a transcript of the gene TSACC, whose product is annotated as TSSK6 activating cochaperone. The transcript has 4 exons. Lineage: Eukaryota; Metazoa; Chordata; Mammalia; Lagomorpha; Leporidae. Gene Ontology annotation, cellular component: cytoplasm. Gene Ontology annotation, molecular function: protein-folding chaperone binding. The record is from RefSeq and is a predicted model, not a curated record. The coding region runs from base 278 to 760 and encodes 160 amino acids.
CGCCGCACCCUCUACGCCCCGCCAGGGAGGCAGGGUUACAGCCGAACACCGGCCGCUGCUUAAAAGAAACGUGAAGUGCCCAAGGAUGCCACCUGCCCUCUGCCAGACCCUCCCCUAAGCCGUCUGCCAGGAGAUACUACUAACCCCGCGACCCAGGCGGAAUCGCUCGCGUGGAGUAAGCUGCUCGAGGUCACGCUGUUACUUAAGGGAUGAGGCAAGGAUACAAGGCCAGGCCGGACCCCCCCCCCCCCAAAAAAAAAGCACCACUCAUUGAACCAUGAUGGAAGGGUGCAGGGGCGCGGAGCGGGGUCGGGCGCGGGAGGCGAGCACGGAGAGGGGGCUUCCCGAGACCCGCACACGUGGACACGGGCCUCGGCGACGGGAAGGCCCCACACCUGUUGGUGUUCAGAUGGAGCAGUCCACUAGUCACCCGCCAAACGGAAAAGCCAAAGAGGAAGAUAACGCUGUGCCUCUUUGUCGAGCAAAACCCUCCCCCAGCUACAUUAAUCUUCAAGCAAGUUCCCCCCCAGCCGCUUUCCUGAACAUCGAGACCACACAGCUACCCUCAGGAGUUGACCACCAGCCCAAGGAAUGCCUGGGACUCCUAGAGAGCAUGUAUGCCAACCUGCAGCUUCAGACCCAGCUUGCUCAGCGACAAAUGGCUAUUUUGGAAAACUUACAAGCAUCCAUGACACAACUGGCUCCUGGGAGGGAAAGCAAGAAUUCCUCCCUCUCAGCCUUAUAUCGUAAUCUGCUGUGAAAUCACCUCCCCCAGUUCAGUAAAUGAAUUGUGGAGCGAAGUUACUGGGUAUGUUUUUUUCCCUCUCUUUUCCCAGUAAGCCCUUGGAGGAAGCAGGGUUAUAUAGUCUACAAGUGGUUCGUUUGUUCACAGGUUCAUAAUAAAUGCUCGUCGAGUACAAAGCAUUGCACUAGGUGCUUAGGGAUACAUAGUGCAGAAGAUACAGUUUGGGGAGAUUUACUAUCUAACAGAAAAUUCAUUGUGAAAUUGAGUGGUUCUCUGAGGGAUAGGGCUGAAGAAGUAGCAUUGGAGGUUACUAGCUAGACUGAUUGUGAAAUCUCGCUGAAGGAAGGAACCUUAUCAAGGUUGGCAUUGUAGUGCAGCACCACAGCAGGUUAAGCUGCUGCUUAUGACGCCAGCAUCCCAUAUGGGCACUGGUUCAAGUCCUGGCUGCUCCGCUUCUGAUCUAGCUCUCUGUGAUGUGCCUGGGAAAGUAGCGGAAUAUGGCCCAUGUACUUGGGCCCCUGCCACUCAUAUGGGACACUUGGAUGAAGUGCCUGGAUUGGGCCUGGCCAUUGUGGCUAUCUGGGGAGUAAACCAGCAGAUGGAAGAUCCCUCUCUCUCUCCCCCACUCUCUCU